GCAUGGGCAAUCGGGCACGACGCCUACCGCAAGAUGGUCGGGCACGAGGCUGGUGAGAAGGACGUGUCCUGGCGCACCACUAUGCAACAGUCCGCUAAGUUGGCCAUUUCUGUCCUCGGGGGUUGCCUUUUCAAUGUGGAUUUCGGUUUGCAGAUCCAGCGGCGAAAAAUUCAGGGCUCGCCGGCGGGGGGGAUUAUCGACAGGUCCCCGUUGAAGGAGAAGAUGGACGCCAUCUACGCUGCCCUCGUGGCGGACCUCGUGGACCCCGACGAGGAGGGCGAGUUCACAGGGAACCCGGUCAAGAGCAAGCUCACGGAUCCCAACGUGCAGGAUCUGCUGAAACCGUUCUCAGAUUUCGUGAGGAACAGGUACACCCGCGUUGUGAAGCUCAUCGUGGAUCCUGGCUCCUCUACAGGCGUGGCGGAAGCGCUUUCAACGUGGUGGAAAGGGCUCGAUAUGGCGCCUGGCAGCGACCAGAACAUCGCGGUCAUCUACGACACCGAGCUGUCUGGGCACCCGAAUGGUCGCGGGCAUCUCCGCAUUAAUCCUUUCAGGGGCCAGCACUACGACCGCAUGAUCAAAGGAUGGCUGGCUGCCCUGUUUCGCGACGAUCAGCCAAAAUAUGAAAUGCCCUGGAACGUAAUAUACAACAUCUUCGACGGCGGAGUUCACGGCAACGACGCGAAGUUCGGCAAGGCCUUCCAGAGCAAGGAUGGAAAGGCGCUCAAGAAGGAUAAGGGCAUCCCCCCCCUGCAGACCUCCGAGAAGUCCUUGAAUAAGACUAAGGGCAACUACUCUGGCGUCUACGGGCUCCCCACGAUGGAGUUCGUUAGCCAGUUCAGCAAGGCCUCCAAUCUCCCCGAGAAGAAGAAGCUGCACAGCGAGGGCACCAACAAAGACCCCGUGAUUGGAAAGUUCGACAAGCCAGCGAAGACCGAUGCGCUCACGUGGCUGGCCAAGCACAGCGAUGAGCCAAUAUUGUACGGUUCGGCGUGGACCCUGGCCGCAGGGGCAGUCGCCGGCGACGAUGCCAAAGCAGACUCUGGGCCGAAGGGCAAGGACAUGGCGCCGUUCAACUAG
Messenger RNA from Prorocentrum cordatum, 1080 nucleotides. Lineage: Eukaryota; Dinophyceae; Prorocentrales; Prorocentraceae. The record is from the annotation of a GenBank genome assembly.